AUGACGCUCACCGCAGCAGCACUUUUACACAACAGUUGCGAUGACGCGAGUCUCAGGUCGAGGAGUCCGUCGCCGGCAUCUGUUGCGACGGCCGCCACCACGAGCAGCGGUCGCGAGGGAGGAAGCAUGCCGCCGUCUUCGAGUAACAUUCCGCAGCAACAACAGCACCAAGUAUCAUACGCCCUUCAAGCAUCCUGCCCCAAAAGCAAUGGCGAAGCGGCGGGGUUUGGGUCCUCGGCAGGUGUCGACACGGACCACGAGGCCGAGGCAAAGAAGCCGCGGGCCUGCGACAGGUGUAGAGGCCUCAAGGUCCGCUGCAUCAUGGAAGGCGACGGCGACGAGGCUGGCGGCGGCAAUUGCCAGCGAUGCAUCAAGGCCGGGCGAAGGUGCGUAGUGACGCAGCCGACCAAGAAGCGGCAGAAGAAGACGGACAGUCGUGUGGCAGAGCUGGAGAAGAGGAUCGACGCGCUCACGGCGUCGCUACAUGAUAGCAGGCGCGGAAGCGGCGCCGGUGAAGGGGAUGGUGGUGUGGAGGAUGCUAGCUCGCCGGAGAAGGGUGACGACCAAGAUGAACUUCUGGCCGCGACUGCCAGUGCCACAAGUGCAGCACCAGCGUCAACGUCAACGUCAACGUCAACGCCAACGCCAACUUUGAGCCGGCAGCGCCGGCCAAUAUUGACGGGCGGGAUACCCAACCUCAACACCGACAGUUCCUCUCACAUGAAUGCCUGCGGCAUUGUGUUUGAGCGUGCAGCUGGGCCAGGGGUCGGCCAAUCUGGUGCUGGCGGCCAGAAGCGGAAGUUUGGGGACGAAGAUGGAACUGGGUCACUGCCGCUUCAGCCGCCACGGCAAACCAUGGGCCCGGGAUAUGAAGACGUCGUCACGAGGGCCAUCGUCACAGAAACUAUGGCAGCACGGCUGUUUGCACGCUACAGGGACCACAUGUGCCCACAUCUCCCUGGCGUCGUCUUCCCCCCGGACAUGACGUGGAAUCGGAUCAGGGCCGAGAAGCCCCUGCUCUUCCUGGCCGUGAUGGCAGCCAGCUCUUCGGAGACGCCAUCGCUGCAGCGGAUACUGGUGCGGGAGAUGAUGCAGAUAUUCGCCGAGAAGAUAGUCAUCAUCGGCGAGAAGAGCAUUGAGCUGGUGCAGGCGCUUCACAUUGCUGUCUUUUGGUACUGGCCGCCCGAGCACUUCGAGGAGCUCAAAUUUUACCAGCUGGUCCACAUGGCCGCCGUCUUGGCCAUCGACUUGGGCCUUGGGAGGAGGAGGCCGACGGUUCGGGGAAGACACAUCCCUUGGUCACUGCGUGAAAGUAGCGGUGCGGGACCGCCGCCUCCAGGAGUAGUAGGCGGCAGCGGCAGCAAUGACGAUGCUUCUCCAACAAAGAGGAACAGCGCCAAGAGACAUCCGCCUCCAGAUCCUUGCAGCUUGGAAUCUCGCCGUACGUGGCUCACCUGCUAUUACCUGGCCUCCAACACCUCGAUGACAUUGCAUAGGCCCAACCUGGUGCGCUGGACGCCCUUCAUGGCAGAGUGUCUCGAGGUGCUACAGACGUCGCCUGAUGCAGCACCAACAGACGCAUAUUUUUGCCAUCUUGUCUGGACCCACAAACUAUCCGAAGAGAUCGGGGUAGAGUUCGCCAUGGACGACCCAGGCGCCGUCGUGGACAUUACAGAGAGACGCACACAGCAUGCCAUCAAGAGCUUCGAGCGACAACACCAGAAGUAUCGGGAUGCCGUUCCAAAGGACCUGAUGAGACCUUCUCUCAAGCUGGGAUUUCACGUUGUGAGCCUCUACAUGCACGAGAUUGCGCUUCGUAUCGAGGAAGACGCAGGCGGGGGAUGCGUCGGCGAAGAUGCGGCGCUGACUCCUGCGCACGUCAGCUCGCUGUCGGCGUGUCUAGCCGCCGUCCACGGCAUCUUUGAUACCUUCUCGUCCAUGACGCCCGAGGACGUGCGCUGCCUACCCGUCUUCAACUUUGUUCGUGUUGCGUAUGCAACGGUGCUGCUCAUCAAGAUCUACUUUGCCGCCUCGGCUCCCGGUUCCGAGCUCGGCCAGGUCAUUGAUAAGGAUGAGAUACGUGUCGAAGAGCACCUCGGCCGGCUCCUAGACAAGUUUCGCUUGGCGGCGGCGGGAAACAGAUCAAGGCCGGCCGCCAAGUUUCAUAUCGUGGUUGCGAUGUUGAGGUCCUGGUUCCAGAGACAGGCGAGCGAUAGUGGCGCCAGUGAUGCGCAGAAAGAAGCUCCCACGUCCACGCAGAGGCGGCAAGAACAACAGGGUGUAGCAGCUGGGUGCGGGAGCAGCAAGCGGCCGUCACAAUCAAGCUACAGCGCCGACUUUCCUUUGCAAACACCCUCCGAAAUGAGCAAAUUCGAUGAGGUCGACACUGAUGCAGGCGUUGCGGCCGGCCAGCCAGGAAUACCCAUGGCAGGACGAGAACCAACAACAGCAUCAGGAGUCCCCUGGUACGUCUCCCAAAACGCAACCCCACAAUCGAUAAUCUACGAGGCCUCCGGUUCCGACGAUCCAGUUCCGUCUUUGACCCAUACAUCUCCGUCGGAGCCAUCUCCGGUGUCCGUUCAUAUACGGCAGCGACAAUACCCACAAAUCCCGACCCCUUCCUUCCCCCAGCACCAGUGGAUGGACAUGGAGUUUGAGCCCGCCACCUUUGGCGACGGCGUGGUCCAGGCCAUGGACCCCAGCUACAGCGGCGGCAGCGGUAAUCGGGGCGGCUUCGUCCUGCCCGGCAUGAUGGCGGCCACUGCCUCACAAAACGGCGGUGAUAUGAUGUUCUCAAUGCCGCCUCUGGCCGGGACGGGGGCCACGGGGGAGUCGCCCUUUGCCGCGCCCGAGUCCUGGUAUGGCGGCAUCUUGGACUCGGCCGGCAUGGGGAAUAUGUAUUACCUGUAG
Messenger RNA from Pyricularia pennisetigena, 2910 nucleotides. RefSeq lists its product as uncharacterized. The transcript has a single exon. Gene Ontology annotation, biological process: regulation of DNA-templated transcription. Gene Ontology annotation, molecular function: zinc ion binding; DNA-binding transcription factor activity, RNA polymerase II-specific; transcription cis-regulatory region binding. Lineage: Eukaryota; Fungi; Ascomycota; Sordariomycetes; Magnaporthales; Pyriculariaceae. The record is from RefSeq and is a predicted model, not a curated record. Gene Ontology annotation, cellular component: nucleus. Bases 1 to 2910 code for a protein of 969 amino acids.